GCACCAAAGCCAAUAAAUACCCCGGACUAAUACCUCGACGGACUUGUCCAUGAUCUUAUACUAAUUCCUUUAUAAUCUUGUCGAAACCUUCCUUGCCUUUGGGAUGCCAAUUGGUACAGGUCCCCGAAAUAGAAUCGCUUAUGUAAACCUGCCACUGCGGCCUCGCUAUGCACGGAUAACCCCGGAACCUUUAGAAAAAGGUAUCUUGAUUUUUUGAGCUUCCAACUUUGCCAAGUUUUUGGGGCGUGUCAAUGCUUUGGGCCUGGUAACAAAACACCAUGCCUCCACUUUCCCUGCAAUGACGUACGAAUAUCAGCAAGUGGUGGGCAACCCUCACGACUUUGCAAGCAAUCAGCAAUUGAAGCAAUCUCUGCCUGCAUAGCGCACAUCUCGAUGAACUACGCGGACGGCGUCGACUCCACGAGCGAAGAGGUCCAGGUCGACCCGGACGGCGACCUCGUCCUCCGCGCCGGCCAGCAGACCGGGUUGCCCGAGCGGUCGUUCCGCGUCUGCGCCAACGCGCUGCGGCGCUCGUCGCAGGUCUGGAAGAAGAUGCUCUUCGGCCCGUUCAAGGAGUCCAAGCCGGCCUUCGGCACCUGGCUCGUCCACCUGCCGGACGACGACCCCGACGCUCUGGAGAUCGUCCUGAACAUCAUACACGCAAACUUCCCCCUGGUGCCCGCUACGCCCGGCCUGGCCGAGCUGUACGAGAUCUUCCAGAUGGCCAACAAGUACGACAUGGUCCCGGCGCUCAAGCCGUGGGCCAACGCGUGGCUGGACGUCGCCGAGAGCUGCGCCGCCGUGACGGACGGCGAGAGCAUGGCCGCGCUGACGUACGUCGCGUGGGAGCUGGGCCAGGUCGAGCUGCACAGGAAGAUGAUGAAGGAGCUGUUGCUGUACUCGUCCAUCGACGGAGACGGCCGGAUGGUCACCGCUGACGGCGUGGUGCUGGACGACUUUGACCCUAUCGGUCCUCCGGGAUUACUCGGUUUCCUGCGCAAGCAGCACCAAGAGGUCUUCAACGCGCUUCCGUCGCAGCUCAACGACGUGAUCGCCGAGUUGACGACGGGACCGGGCUGCUGCGUCGACAAGAAAGCGUCCUCCGACGAGAGGGCCGAUUGCAACGACAUCAUCCUCGGCAGCCUCGUCAGGGGCAUGGCGAAGACGAGAGGUUCCAUUUCCCUGACAAUGUCGGGGCGCGAGGGCGAGAGCGUGGCGAUGUUCGCCGGCACAAUCAGAGCCAUCGCCGAGGGCAUCUCGACCCACGAAGAGCACGGCGCCAAAUGUAACCCGGCGCCGAGGAUCGUCGCCGCGCUCAACAGGUUUACGCGCGGCCGGGUUGUGAAGUUGACCAAGAUAAGCGUGGGAAAGAUGGAAGCGAGACGGGAAGAGCUGGGGUUGGACAAGCCACGUUCACACAAGGCAAGCGAAUAGAAUGCCGUUACUAAUAGCGAAAACUUCACUGGUACGGAUUUUGUAUAGAAAAGAUUAAAGUGUAAGAUAUCAUAUUUCAGGAGUAUCCAAAGUAACUAGCUUAAUAAAUCAGCCAAAGCAA
This is a messenger RNA of Colletotrichum navitas, 1555 nucleotides long. RefSeq lists its product as uncharacterized. The transcript has 2 exons. The record is from RefSeq and is a predicted model, not a curated record. The coding region runs from base 394 to 1434 and encodes 346 amino acids. Lineage: Eukaryota; Fungi; Ascomycota; Sordariomycetes; Glomerellales; Glomerellaceae.